Messenger RNA from Coniophora puteana RWD-64-598 SS2, 670 nucleotides. RefSeq lists its product as uncharacterized. The coding region runs from base 1 to 567 and encodes 188 amino acids. Gene Ontology annotation, biological process: retrograde transport, endosome to Golgi; Golgi organization; lysosomal transport. The transcript has 4 exons. Lineage: Eukaryota; Fungi; Basidiomycota; Agaricomycetes; Boletales; Coniophoraceae. The record is from RefSeq and is a predicted model, not a curated record. Gene Ontology annotation, cellular component: GARP complex; membrane; EARP complex.
AUGUCCUCGUCACCGCAGUCUCCUCCAACCUCGCCUUCGGGCCAGCGCCAGCCCAUUCCGCGUAUACCCCUAUCGCCUUCUCCUCUUCAUCCCCCAUCUCCCCGACAGACCAAUAGCAAUCCUUCCACUCCGGCCUCUCGGAGAACAUCCCUUCCCGUUGGCUCGACGUCUCCGCCUCCCACUUCCAAAAGCCGCGCUAGGGAUCUACUUAGGAAACAUUAUGGCUUAGGCAUAGGACCCCCUCAACCGCUUCCCGGAAAAGUCAAUGAUCCUAUGGAUUUGGAUUCAGCUGCAUUCGAUGCCAAGUCGUACUAUGAGCAGCUCAUCACAACGUCGAACCUGCCUACGCUCCUAAAGAAAGAAAAUGAGCUCAUGUCGGAAAUCAAACAACUGGAUGGUGAACGGCAAGCGCUGGUAUACAAUCACCAUCAUGAACUCAUUGCUGCUAGUGAUACUAUAGCCGCUAUGAAGACACGAGCAGAGAGCCUCGACGCAGAUCUCGACCUUCUCAGAGCCGCUUUUUCUGAAAUUUCUCGCCUAGGGUCCGAAAUCGUCAGAGAGAACUGAGUACCGAGAGGCCAUCGCUUUUGUUCAAACUUCUCAUCACGCCAAAUAUAUCUUCCAUAUGAUGUCGAUUUCAUGCUGUGGUUUACUAUAAUGCGAAACAUCC